AUGAAUGAAUUUCCCGAAGAUGCUCCUUCAUCAUCGGUAUCCAUCAAUACUUCUUGUAAUACUCUCAAUGUUGCAAUGUCUUUGGGAGUGCAGUUCUCCACUCCUACAAAUAUGAUGAUCCCUAAUAAUCAUAAUGAAUUAAAGAAUGAGAAAUCAACAAUUUCUUCACUUGACUUUAACAUUUCAAACUUAUCGGAAAAUCGUAUUACAAAGAAUGAUUCAUCAACCUCAUCACCAUCAUUACAACUUCCGACACUCCUUUCCAAUACAACAUCCGUAUCACCCAGAUCUCCCCGAAAAUUAUUACCGCAACCCAUGAACAUCACUAAUAAUACAGAAUACAUUUCAAAAUCACCCAAAAAGAUUUCUAAAGUUAAACACUUACCUCGUGUAAAUAGUAUAUUUAAAUAUAUUCAAGGAGAAUUGGAUUUAAAUUCGAGAAUAGCUUCUCUGUUACACAAAUCACCUGUAAAAACACCAUUAUCGGCCAAUCAAUUAUUUAGUGAGGCUUUAGUGGGAAGUAGAGCGGAUUUACCUAACAAUGUUGCAACUCCAACUUCAACAACCAUAAAUACCAUUUCGAGCGAGCCUUCUUCCAGGUUGAAUGAAGAAAAAUCAUCAGCAAGUUUGAAGAAGCUCACUUACGGAGAAGAAAUACGAAGGAGUAUUUACAACUUCAUUGAAGUUCCUUUCAUGUUGGAACAAUAUUUAUUUUUCGGAUUUUUCAUUUGUUUUGAUUCAUUGCUGUUUCAUUUCACAUUUUUCCCUUUGAGAAUUAUUUUUGCCUUAAUUGGUUUACUGACAAGAGGGAUUACAAAACUGAGCAAUUCGAGUGUUUGUGAUUUACUCAAACUAUUUGCUCUUGCUGUGAAUGUAUAUAUUGUAUUUAUUACUAUAGAUUAUUCUCUAUUGUAUCAUGCAAUUAGGGGAGAGAGUGUACUAAAACUGUUUAUGCUGUAUAAUAUGUUGGAGAUUUUUGAUCGUCUAUGCUCGGCUUAUGGUCAAGAUUCUAUUGUAUCCAUGAUAUUCACUUCAACAGAUCCAAAAUUUAAAACUCAAACUGACAGUUAUGGAAAACGAAAAUUAAUAUUUAACGCAGUAUUCUCCUUUAUGUCACAUCUUGUCUACUUGUAUAUACACACAAUGGUAUCUCUGUUGAGAAUUAUCACCCUAAAUAUUGCUCUAAAUUCUCGAAAUCAAUCCCUUCUCACUCUUUUAAUUUCUACUAACUUUGUUGAGCUAAAGGCCAGUAUAUUUAAAAAAUCAGUGAAAGAAGCUCUCUUUCAAUUAUCUUGUACAGACAUUGUUGAGCGUUUUGAAAUGGUCGUAUUUAGUGUAGUGAUUUUCUUUCAAAAUUCACUAUACAGUGGGGAGUAUGAAAUUGAAGAAUUUCUACAAAUUAUUUUUACGAUAAUAUCCUCUGAAAUGAUUGCAGACUCUAUUAAGCAUGCUUUUAUUUGUAAAUUUAACAAAAUUAAUUGUGAAACAUAUGAUAAUUAUAUUCUCAAAUUGUCCUCAGAUUUGACAAGCAUGACUCAUUUUGAUUCUUUUCUUGAUAAUACAAACAUUGUGGCAAGAAGAGUUGGCUUUGUUGAGGGUCCUCUUAUUUGUGUGGUUUUGAGAAUGUUUUUGGAAUCUAUGGAAAGAAGAUGGGAAUUCAUUAGAUCGAAUACUGCGCUUUGGACGUUUGUGACCAUUUUAUUUACCUAUAUAUGUCUGUUUUUGUUAAAAGUUCUAAUCUCUAUCAUGGUCGUAGGUCAUGCUGCAAAAAGAAUCACAAAUAGUCGCAAAAAAUAA
Naegleria fowleri is the source of this 1797-nucleotide messenger RNA. RefSeq lists its product as uncharacterized. Gene Ontology annotation, biological process: maintenance of protein localization in endoplasmic reticulum. The record is from RefSeq and is a predicted model, not a curated record. Gene Ontology annotation, cellular component: endoplasmic reticulum membrane. The coding region runs from base 1 to 1797 and encodes 598 amino acids. NCBI's taxonomy places the organism in Eukaryota, Heterolobosea, Eutetramitea, Acrasida, Naegleriidae. The transcript has 4 exons.